AUGGAUACAAAACGUUUAACACCUCGUCAUGUAUUUCAAGGAGUUUUACUUUUUACACCACCAUUAAGUGAACAAAAAUUAUUAUCUUCAAGUUUAACUGUACCAUCAUGGAAUAAAAAUGCACGUUCAUCAACAAUUUCUGAUACAGUUGUUAUUAAUCAAAGUCCACGAGCAUCAACUUAUUCUCUUGGUCCUACGAAAAAAUUCGAUUUUUCACGUGCACAAAAAGUUCUUCAAUCAGAACUUACUCGUCAUUGUGCUAAAGUACCUAGAUAUGUUCGAUAUGAUUCAAAAUUAUCUAAUGAUCUUGCUUAUGAUUUAGCUCGACAAUUACGUCGAGUUAUGAAAGCAGAUAAUCUUAAUUAUACACGAUAUAAAAUUGUUGUACUUAUUUCAAUUGUACAAAUGGCACCUAGUCGACAAAUACAUCAGUCAAUGGCAAUUGUAUCAAGAUGUUUAUGGGAUCGAGAUACGGAUGGAUCAAUAACAGCACAAACUAAAUUAGGCUAUGAUAUGGUUGCUGUUGCAACUGCAUUUGCAGUUUAUACUGAUUGA
This is a messenger RNA of Rotaria sordida, 555 nucleotides long. The record is from the annotation of a GenBank genome assembly. Lineage: Eukaryota; Metazoa; Rotifera; Eurotatoria; Philodinida; Philodinidae.